Molecule: messenger RNA, 2395 nt
Organism: Drosophila willistoni
Lineage: Eukaryota; Metazoa; Arthropoda; Insecta; Diptera; Drosophilidae
Gene: Oatp26F
Product: solute carrier organic anion transporter family member 4A1
Exons: 7
Coding region: 95-2203 (702 amino acids)
Biological process (GO): sodium-independent organic anion transport; transmembrane transport
Cellular component (GO): membrane
Molecular function (GO): protein binding
Source: RefSeq, a predicted model, not a curated record
AAUUUACGUUCAGUUGCAGUUUGUUCGUCGUUCGUUGCGGAUCGCAAAACGCCAAAGAAAAGUUCCCGCUGAUAAAACAAACAAAGAGAUAACCAUGGCUCCAAAUGCUGAAACUGAUGCCAAUGCCAGUGAAUUGGCCAUAAGUGUUCCGCCAAAGCGUUCGAAUGUGAAUAAUAAUAAUAGUGCACGGUCAAGUCGUGUGGGUAGUUCGUCAUCGGGAUCGGCUCGGGAGAAGAAUGCUGAUGGCAUCUUGAUGGACCAACGUUUCGGCUGGUUCAAUUUCUCACCGCAGUGGCUGCAAUGUUUCUGCUCAGCCAAAUGGGCUCUCUUCUGGCUCUGCUGGGGAGGUGCUCUCCAAGGAUUAAUUGUAAAUGGUCUGAUUAAUGUUUCGAUAUCCACAAUUGAAAGACGUUUUGGAUUACGUUCGAGGCAAAUGGGUUUGGUGGCCAGUGGCUAUGAUUUGGCCUCGUUUGUCUGCCUGGUGCCGGUAACAUAUUAUGGUGGACGCAAAGGAGCAUCCAAGCCGCGUUUCAUAGCCAUUGGACUGUUGGUGAUGGGACUUGGUUCGUUGGUUUUUCUUAUGCCAAAUUUCUUGGUUGGCAAUUAUCGGGCCACCAUAGCCGAGGCAAAUGUCUGUGAAAUGGGGAACUUAAAUCCAAAUCAGACAAUGCAGCAGCACUCCUGUGAACCGAGUGAGGAUAUGGGUAUGGGACAGGAGGCGAACGAGAGUUUAAGUUGGACCGUGUGGUUAUUCUUUGGAGCUCAACUUUUGCAUGGAGCUGGAGCAUCGCCGUUAUUUACAUUGGGCGUCACAUAUAUCGAUGAGAAUGUCUCCAAGAAGAUGUCAUCUGUUUACUUGGGCAUUUACUAUACCAUGGCGACUGUGGGACCAGCCAUUGGCUAUGUGCUUGGUGGACAAUUGUUGCUCAUUUAUACCGAUUGGAUGACCGUGGAUCCAACACAACUAAGUUUAACCAGUGAGAGUAAAGUGUGGAUAGGAGCCUGGUGGAUGGGAUUCAUUUUCGCAGCAUUCAUUUGUGUUCUGAUAGCCAUACCCAUCUUUGGUUAUCCAAAAUCGUUGCCUGGCUCGGAGAAAUUACAAUUGGCUAAAAUAUCAGAGGCCCAUGUCUCAACCAAGGAAAAGACCAAGACGGAAACAAAUGAGGGCAGCAAACGACGUUUGGGAGAGUUGCCGAAAGCUGUUUUAGCCCUCCUCAAGAAUCCCACAUUCUUUUUUCUUAACUUGGCUGGAGCCACCGAGGGUCUGGUUAUUGCCGGGUUUGCAGCGUUUUUGCCUAAACAAAUUGAGAAUCAAUUUAGUAUUUCACCCAUGUUGUCGGCCUUGGUUAUGGGUUUGAUUACCGUGCCAGCUGGCGGUGGUGGAACAUUUCUGGGUGGCUAUUUGGUCAAGAAAUGGCAACUCGCUUGCAAUGGCAUCAUCAAGAUGUGUCUAUUAGCCAGUUUGAUAGCGAGUUUGUUUACAUUCUGUUUCUUGGUCUCAUGCCCGAAUCCUCCAUUUGCUGGUGUCACUACGGCACAUGAUCACACAAGGAGUUCCAGCUUCAAUUUGGAGGCCAAAUGCAAUGAAAAUUGUGGCUGCACUCGCUCGAAUUAUGAUCCAAUCUGUGGCAUCGAUGGAAUCAUGUACUAUAGUCCCUGUUUUGCUGGCUGUCAAAGAGAGGAUCAAGUGGAUAUGGUGAAACACUAUCACAAUUGCAGUUGCAUUGAGCGUGGAUUAAAGGAUUUCGCAGAUCUGCCAGAUGCCACCAACUUAAUGUGCGAUUCGACUUGUGACAGUUUACCCCUAUUUGUGGGUCUCUGUUUUAUAUUGAUGAUCUUCACCUUUGUGGCCACCAUGCCAGCCCUUUCGGCUACUUUGAGAUGUGUUCAAGACGAGCAGCGUUCAUUCGCCUUGGGAUUGCAAUGGAUCAAAGUCCGUUUACUUGGCACCAUUCCAGCUCCUUUGAUUUUUGGCGCCCUAAUUGAUGAAUCCUGCAUUUUGUGGCAUGAAUCUUGUGAUACAGAGAAAGGCGGCGCCUGUUUGGUCUAUGACAAUUUCUACAUAAGUCGAUAUAUGUGGCUUUUGGCUUUGAUUUGUAAGCUAAGCUCUGUCGUCUUCUUUUUAUGCGCCUGGUGGUUCUAUAAGCCACCCAAUCCCAAGACUUUGGAUGACACCAAUCCCAACCAAAGUGCAGAGAUCUAGAUUUUUAACUUAUAUUGAUACAAUAUAUCAAAGACACUGCCAACAAAAAUUUUACUAAUAUCUCGUGUAAAAUACUUACAUCAUAUAAUAAGACUCCUUUCACUUAAUAUAUUUAAUAUUUUAACAUACGUAGUAAGUCAAUUAGGUCUCACAAUCAGUAAUCAUAAUUUUAAUAAAUAUUUAUAUGUUUUU